CUGCUCCAAUGGAUAACCUCAUCUUCCCCGAACACGAUCGCGUCUUUUUAGAACCCCAUCUGCCACCCAAAGAUGGAGAUGGCGAAUCCAAGUCGAGAUCUCUCCCCUUCACCACCCUCACGUUUGCCACCUCCCUCGACUCAUCAUUGGCUCUCUCCCCCGGCACCCGGACGGUCCUGUCCGGGCCGCAGUCAAAAGCCAUGACGCAUUAUCUCCGCUCCCGCCAUGACGCCAUCCUCAUCGGCGUAGGCACCGCCGUGGCCGAUAACCCGGGCCUGAACUGUCGAGUGGCGGGGGUGGGUGGCUACGGUAGCGAGGGUCUGGCCGGCCAGCCACGACCCAUCAUCAUCGACCCCUCCGCGCGAUGGGAAUUUACAGCGGAGUCGAAGAUCUUCGAGCUCGCUCGGAAUGGGCGUGGACGAGCGCCGUUUAUCAUCACCGCUGCGGAUACGGUUCCUCUGUCGGCUCAAAAGGAGGUCCUUGAACAACACGGCGGGAAGUUUAUUGCGCUCCCGGUGGGGACUACCGCCGAUGGAACGCAUCGUAUUGACUGGACCGCGCUGCUGGAGUGUCUUGUGCAUGAGGGAUUGAAGAGCGUCAUGAUUGAGGGAGGGGGUUCCAUCAUCAAUUCGCUGCUUGAGCCCAGCUACCAGUCUUUGAUUGAUUCGGUGAUUGUUACUAUUGCCCCGACUUGGCUGGGACAGGGAGGAGUGGUGGUCUCUCCGCAGAGGAGGGUCGAGAAUGGGGUGGUGGUUCCGGCCUCACGGUUGACGGGGGUCAAAUGGUAUCCGUUUGGGGAGGAUGUGGUUCUUUGUGGGAGGAUUAAAGGGUCUGCUUAAAGAUGUUCUUUGUGGCUUUGGACAAAGCAAAGUUUUGGACAGAACAAUGGGCCUGGUCAGUCCAUAAAGAUCCAAGGACAAUAAUACGGUAACCAGUUUGCGACUAGGGCGUGGCCAGAGGUUUCGUCUGCAUUGAUGCCGGCUGGCUCGAUUGCUGGGUUCCUUGAGCGGAACAGUCCGAGGAAGGUAUACCUGGGGUGAUGUGAGGGCCAGGUCAAAUGCAUGAAAUUUCAAUCAUACCGUGGUUUUAGGAGUAUAGUGCCGAUGCAGCGCGGUAGUUGCUAUUCUCAAAGCGGAGCUUCGUAGCCAUGACAAACCAGGAUGGCAGACAAGUACCGGGGCUUUGACGGAAGUUGCAUGAUUCUUCCUUAAACAAGGAAUUUGACACAAUCAACACAGGCAACAUGCCACAAAGGACUUCUUUGUUGACCCCCGAAAUAAUUAAAUCAUG
Messenger RNA from Aspergillus sclerotioniger CBS 115572, 1290 nucleotides. Its product is annotated as RibD family protein. Gene Ontology annotation, biological process: riboflavin biosynthetic process. The record is from RefSeq and is a predicted model, not a curated record. Bases 9 to 839 code for a protein of 276 amino acids. Lineage: Eukaryota; Fungi; Ascomycota; Eurotiomycetes; Eurotiales; Aspergillaceae. The transcript has a single exon. Gene Ontology annotation, molecular function: 5-amino-6-(5-phosphoribosylamino)uracil reductase activity.